UGAAGCGCCGAGCGCGUCUGUCAUAUGAGGUUGGAGGAAAACGCGCACACGACUUAGGAGACAUAAAAACAACUCUUUUUUGUAUUUCAAGCGAGCUGAUUUUUUAAGAUUUUGGAGACGACAUUUCCCUUGGAGUUUUGUUUCUUUUCCUUCUUUCUGAUCCAAAGCAACAGGAUGACAGCCGCGGUUACGUCGGCACCUCGAAGUUGCUGAGACCCGCAUCCUUCUGCCCUCUGCAUCUGACUGUCUGAGGGGGGAAAGAUGCAAAGACAAUACAGGAUGAAAUCCGCUUUGAUAACAAUUCUAAUUGGAGUGGUUGGGGCUCUGGCUGAAACUAAGGACUGUCCAUCAGGCAAGUACACAAAGAAUGGAGAGUGCUGCAAACAGUGUCCACCUGGUGAGGGGGUCGUGGCCCCUUGUGGAGCCAAACAGACCAAAUGCUCUCCGUGUCUCGACAGUGAAACCUUCUCAGAAAAUUACAGCCACACAGAGAUGUGUCAGAAUUGCACAAAAUGCAAAGUCUUGCAACGCAUGGACACCCCCUGCACCGACUCCAAUGAUGCAGUCUGCGUUUGUGACUACGGCUACUACAUGAAUAAAAUCGUAAUGUAUUGUUUGCCUUGCACUCGGUGUCCUAAAGGCAAAGGGGUGUUAGAGAACUGCCGCUUCGACCGUGACACCAUUUGUGAAGUUUGUGAAAUGGACAGCUUCUCGGAUCAGGAAAGUUCCCGGGACCCCUGCAUGCCCUGCACCACCUGCGAGGAAGAGGGCGUGCUAAAGGAUUGCUCCCCUAUCAGUGACACAGUUUGUAAUGGAUCAAACACCUUUGACACAACCUUCUCACUGAGCCCAACCGACAUUGUUGGGGUUAACACCAUGUCAGACUUCCCCACUGACAGCAUCAUCGCCAGUACCACCAGUGCCACCAGUGCCAGUACCAGCAGCAACACCGGCACUAUCGGGGAAUUUCUGCUCAGAAAAGGGCUGAACGAAAAGCUAAUCCCCAUCUACUGCUCGAUCCUGGCAGCGGUUGUUGUUGGUCUGGUGGCCUUCAUCAUCUUUAAGAGAUGGAAUAGCUGCAAACAGAACAAGCAGGGAGCCAACAACAGCUCAACCAACCAGAACCAGACGCCGUCACCCGAAGGGGAGAAGCUGCACAGUGACAGUGGCAUCUCUGUGGACAGUCAGAGCCUGCAGGAGCAACAAGGCCAGACUCAGACGCACACAGUUGUCUCCAUGGAUGAAGAGCCUUGUUUGCUUCUUCCCCUCAUCACCCGAGAGAAGCUGGAGACGCUUCUGUUCAGAGGCAGCGAAGGCAAACACUGCAGCCACAUGCAGGACAGCGACUGGUACAACCUGGCGGGCCUUCUGGGAUACGAGAGUGAGCGGAUCGCAACUUUCCAGCAGGAGGAGCAUCCAGUCCGGGCGCUGCUGUCCGACUGGGCGAGGAAGGACUGCGCCAGUAUCGACGCCUUGUGCGCGGCGCUGCGUAAAAUCAACCGCGAGGACAUCGCCCAGAGCCUGGCCGUCAGCCCGACCGUUGCAAAGUCCAACGCCACUUCUGUGGUGUGAACCGAACUGUGAGCGGAGGCGUAAACCCCUGAACCUUAAUCACAUUCGAAAACUUCGACAUUCAACCAAAACUUGAUGAAUCGUUUUUUUUUUAACUGCCAGAAACUCCUCGCCUUAUAACUCUUACAUUUAAAUGUCUUUACAAACAAGAUCCUACAUUUCAAACUUUAGAGUCAUUCCAAUUUCCUCUCUAUUUAACCUCAUCGUAUGACUUAACUAACCAUAUUGUGGCGGCAGACUUUGAACAGGUUGUUGCAGAAACUUGACUCCUCCCUUGAACUUGAUCCUUCUCCUUAUCUUCACUUAUGCAAAGCCACUGUGACCCUUAUUUAAAGCAAUCAGAAGCCUGUUUUCAUCCCUUUUCAAUCUGCUCCAAUCAAUGACACCCAAGAAGGAGACUCGCUUUCGGAGUGACAUUAUUUACACGCAACGCUCGUCUUUCUGAAUGUCUCUUGACAGAUGUGCCUCUUUUUUUGAUAAAGAUAUCCGGAUCUUUGGACUAAAGGAAGAAGCAUCCACUGGAUUCUAUUUUCAGCAGAACUCCUCGAUUCUCAGCAUCCGUAUUUGUGCUUUUAUUUUGAAGUUGGGACCGCAACCAACGGAGGUCAUUAACCGAGUCAAUCUAGCUUAUCAGCAUGACAGGCUCACCCAUACUUAUCAUGUAAAAGAAAGAAAAUUAAAGCCAUAUUAUCCUUAGCAAACCUAUUUAUUGUAUGUACAUUACUACACACAUACACAUAGCCAUGCAUGUAUUGUACUUUAGCCACAAAAUGUUACCGUAUGUGUACACUUCCAUUCAUAUUCAUCAAAAACCUUCAGAUCUUGUCAUAUAUGCUGUGUAAAGCUAUUAUAUGGGAACCGUAUAUUUUCUUAAAGCUAUUGUUUGAAGCAUCUUAGAAAAACUCUGUAAUUGUGCCUAAAAUUGCAUAUAUAUGUCUGCAGAAGCUUAAACAUGUAUGGUGGCCAUACACAAAUAAAACUGAAAUCAGGAUUUGUUUUUAAAGUAUCGAUAAGAAGAACCUGAACAGGAAAGUCUGCAAUUUUAUGUUUUUCUGCAUAUAGUUGUCGGCACACAACAAUUGUUACAUGUUUUGUCAAGAAUAACACAAUAAAAGGUCAAAUAAUAGAAGAGUUUAGUUUUAUUUAAUUAGACUUUUAAAACACCACUAACGGAGGCCGCAUCCAUUCCGCGCCCUUGUUAACCUUUGGUGUAGUUCACACCAGACGUGGCCGGUUCACGCCGUGCAGCAAUCUUUUUAGCAUCUGGUCUAUAGCCACAAGUGAUCCACCGAAAUUCUAGCAGGAAGUUACACCAAUACACAUGAGAAAAUCUGGUCAAUUUUCAAAAUAUAACCAAUUUUCACAAUAAAAUACAGUGAUGCCAUCAUUUUAUUUUUAACUAAACAGACUAGAGACGAAAAUAAACACAAAAUAAACAGACACUGGACACACACAAAUCAACACACAUAUGGGGCGACUACAGAGUCGGAGGUGUGGUUUUGGUGUCUGAUGUUUUAAAAAAAAAAAAAAA
Molecule: messenger RNA, 3103 nt
Organism: Oryzias melastigma (Indian medaka)
Lineage: Eukaryota; Metazoa; Chordata; Actinopteri; Beloniformes; Adrianichthyidae
Gene: ngfrb
Product: nerve growth factor receptor b
Exons: 6
Coding region: 262-1572 (436 amino acids)
Biological process (GO): Rho protein signal transduction
Cellular component (GO): cell surface; plasma membrane
Molecular function (GO): death receptor activity; coreceptor activity; nerve growth factor binding
Source: RefSeq, a predicted model, not a curated record